This is a messenger RNA of Trachymyrmex cornetzi, 1969 nucleotides long. RefSeq lists its product as uncharacterized. The record is from RefSeq and is a predicted model, not a curated record. NCBI's taxonomy places the organism in Eukaryota, Metazoa, Arthropoda, Insecta, Hymenoptera, Formicidae. The transcript is spliced from 7 exons. The coding region runs from base 1 to 1917 and encodes 638 amino acids.
AUGAAAGAGACAUGUGUUCUUUUCGUUAUUUUAGGUGAUGCAGCUAAUAUGGGUCAUUUAGAUAUUCCUGGGAAGGAUCCUGAAGACUUGAGUUUGAAAUCUAUCUCUGAUGGUGAUAAUUCUGUAUUCAGUGAUCACGUAGAUCAACCUCAGAUACCUCGACAAGAUCAUUCAGGUGAUUCGCCGAGACCAAACGAACACUCGGAGAACGAGUCUGAAGAAUUGGAUGACAUCGAGCUAAUAUUCACGACAGAUGAGAUAUGUCGCGAUCUCGGUCUGCAGGAGGAUCUGGUUUCUAUCACCGAGACGGAAACAUGGCAACAUGGCGGUGGUGGCCAGCCUAUUUUACUUAAAUAUGUAAAACCGGCAGAUGAUGAGUCAUUAGUUUGUAAUGGAGAGAAAACCAGUUCUGUCGAGGAAGCUAUCUCGUCGCAGAGUUCUAGCAUUGAUCGCGAGGAGAGUGUUGACAGGUUCGACGAGAGCUCCAGUACCAGACUCAACAAGAUGUGGUCGCAAUGCUCUGUUCUAGUGGAGACUGACAUCAGUAAGUGUGGUAUAUUGGAAGAUGCUGAAAGUACAGCAGGAUCAUCCUUGCGACAUGUCACGAGAAGAAAUACUCUGGCUGCACCACCGACGGCUUACAGACCUAUCAUUCAUCGGGAAGCUCUGGCUAAUAGUCGGAGAAAGAGUUCUGUCCCAUUGCGGCCGGUGAUGGAUCGUAGUAGUGGUGCCCGAAGAGAAUCUGGUGCCCAAACGGACAUCUCUGCGCUUCCGGCACAAUGGCGAUCUGAAAGCUAUCUCGCGCACAAAGUCGCACAUACUUUUACGACAUUACCGAGCAAGUUUGCGCUACCAACGGGAGUGCCUAGCCGACUGAGAUUGUCGGACAAAACCCGAGAAGCUAGAAGAGUAAUGUUGUCGGAUAUUAGCUUCACUAGCAUGGUACCAGAAUUAUCAAGAAGUGCAGAUCACCUGUGCCAUGAGCCACACGCACAGACGUGUUUUAGUUCACGCGGCUGUAGCCUCCGUACAUCGGAAGCCCAUAGACGCGAGUCCUUAGGCUCUCCUGCUGGAUAUUGGCUUCGUUGCAAUCCCACAACAGGUCUGCCAAGUCCCUGUGACUGUCGGUUAUCAACUGAUCUGUAUUCUUCGCGAUAUCGCGGCUCUCUAACAUCGAUACCGUCGCCCGGUCUCGAAGUUGUUGGGGGUCCUCCGCGAAGGCAUUCCUGGAGAGCGACAGCGGCAUCCCUCGACACGUGGAGAGUUCCGGUUGCGACUUCCACACCACGUCCGACAUGGUCCUCGAUGCCAUCUUCUCCAACACACGUACAUCCUCCAUCGACUUUCUCCAAAAUUUCAAAAAAUACACCAAAGAGAACGCGAUCCAAGGUGACUUUUCAAGAGUGUCCAUUGACGCGCGGUAGUUUACCCAACUUGCAUUCAGACUCAGUCGGCGGUGAAAAUAGCGGAGACUCUACUGAAUCGUUAAUCGAUGAGGCUGAGGAUUAUCUGCGGCGAAGCAUUGAUUCUAUGCUAACAAUAUCAAGCAUCAGCACGGAUUAUUGGAACAAACAGACAUCAAGACGAAGAAGAACGCGAAGGCAUUCGGAGCCGAACUUGAUACGCGAUUGGCAUCUUCCUCAGAAUGCCAAACCAUAUUUGCCAAAGAUACCAAGAGAUCUCAAACUGGAUCAUCUUGUGAAGGUUAUAUCACCGGAAGGUAGGGUCCUCCAAGGUCGCGUGAGAUAUGUAGGUCCCGUUCCUGGCCGAGAAGACACGCAUGUGGGAGUAGAAUUGCCAUAUGUCAAUGGUUCAUCUGAUGGUACUUUUCAUGGCAGAAGAUUUUUCGAUUGCGAUCCGGAUCGAGCAAUCUUCGUUCCGUUUAAGAAGGUGGUGCUUGCUUGGUGCACCAUUUGACCCGAAGCAUCGAUCACUAUGGUCACCCCUCAUAUUCUAUUCUCCCAGUAUA